This is a messenger RNA of Clonostachys solani, 591 nucleotides long. The record is from the annotation of a GenBank genome assembly. Lineage: Eukaryota; Fungi; Ascomycota; Sordariomycetes; Hypocreales; Bionectriaceae.
AUGCGCUCCAAUGCUAUCUGGGUCGGCUUAGCCUUCUUGGCAAGUGUGGCCCCAUCACAAGCAGAGGGAACCUCAACCAUCCUCAGCACGCAGUCCACGACGUCCCUGUUUUUGCCCCCUCGCGACACCGGAGGAGCCUCUAUAUACGCGUCCGUCAUCACCCAAUCAGCUUCUACAACCCAGUAUUUGCUCGCUUGCCAAACAUCCUGGGCAGCACCGACCAAUUGUAAUGGCGACUUCAAGGGCGUCACUGCCACCUAUGGACCGUCCAGUUUCGGGGCAGUCAUAGCAGGCACCACGUACAAAUGCUCUCUUGGCAAGGACAACGCUUUGUGUGCAUCCAAGACAAAGAGUGAUGCCGCCGAUAAGACGUCCACUGUCUCGUCGUCCGAGACCAGCAAAUGGUUCACUCCAGUCACCCUUGUCCAGAGCACAACGCAGAUAUGCAAGCGGAAGAAGAGCAAGGGUAAGGGCAAUGGGGGUAGCGACGACGACUGUUCGUCAGGGGGAGGCAUCAAAGGCCAGAAUGCGGGUGUUGUUACCAUGGCGCUUGUUCUUGGGACUUAUUUAGCAAUCGCGUUGGCACUUUAG